This is a messenger RNA of Cinara cedri, 12226 nucleotides long. NCBI's taxonomy places the organism in Eukaryota, Metazoa, Arthropoda, Insecta, Hemiptera, Aphididae. The record is from the annotation of a GenBank genome assembly.
ACCGUUGAGCGUUGGUGUUGGGAGACGGAAACUUGAAUUCACAGUCUUUUAAGAUCGUGCUCGGAUCCAUAUAUACCGCAAUCACGGUGAGCUGUAGAUAAAGCUUAGUCCUAUAGAUGGCGUUAAAAAUAUAAUAAAUCUGGAAAACUAAAAUUAAUAGGUAUUUUUAAAAAGUACACAACUCUUGAACUAGUGAUUCAAUUUUUUUUAUUUUUGUAUCAAUUAAAUUUUUAAAACGUGUUAUUUAUCUCAAUGUCCUAAAACGUUUCAAUAUAUUCAAUCAAAUUUUUUUUUUUUUUAAUUGGUGCUAAUCGGUUAAAUUUUAAUUUAUUGGACUCUUUGAAGUGUAAAAUGUAAAUUUGUGUCCUCUGGAAGAUUUCCCAUAAUAUCAGAUGAAUAUUUAAUUGAUUAUAAUACAGAUAUACAGUACAUGUAAUGGCAAUUUUACUAAAAAAAAGUAGCCAUACUCUCACACAUUACCCAUUACCCAUUUUACCUCAUAUCAAUUAGUUCAAUAACCGUUCAUUGUUGAAUGUUGAUAAAAAAACACAAACACUAUGAAUCAAACAUUAUACAAUUUAUUUGAAAAUUUACAGAAUUUGCUAGGUUUUAAUUUAAAUACUAUAUUUAUAUAUUUUCAUCUGAUAUUAAUUGGUGUAUUAAUAUUAGCUAUUUGAUAUGAACUUAUUUGGAUCAAGAGUAUUUAUAUUCAAUUUUAAUUGGCAUAUCGCACAUAUUUCAUAAUUAUAUUUAUUUAUAUCUAAAUAAUAAUAUGUAAAACAUAAAGAGAUUAAUUAAUUUCUUCUUAAAUUAUCAUUUACUUAUUCGAAAAUGUUUAAAAAUUGUAUUUCCAUCUAUAGACACACGGUCUAUGUUACCAUGUAUUGAUAACAAAAAACAUAAAAUCGUUUUUGAUAACUUAUCAAUAUAAAAAUAAACAACAUUAAAGAGUACUAGUGUUAUAUGCCGAUUACGCGGGUUCGCUAGAACUUAAUAAAUAAUUUCAUAAUUAUUAAUUUAUUUAAUACGUCUGGAAUGAUUAGUUAUGUUUAAUAGUUGGAAUAUAUUAUAUAUAUAUGUAACAAAAUGAUAAUGGAGUAAUUCAUUUUUUUGGAUUUGUUAUUUUAAGAACGGUUUGAUCUAUAAAUAAUAAUUAGGAUAGUCCAACGGAACAAUUGCACAAAAUAACAAUAUGUCUACCCCCACUGUAACAGCAGAAAAUGGUCUUAGUCAAGUACUCAACGAAAUAGCGGUAAUUAAUUUCACUUUUUAGUACUUAACUACUCUUUUACUCACUUCGAAUGAGAUAGUCAAAAAUAUGUCUAAGUUAAAUGUAGAUAGAAAUAUAGAAAUUGGGGCAAAGUAAAAUUGUGUACAAAUUAUUAAGGGAGUAAUGAGAGCAUUUGAAGGGUGUAGAGGAAAAACAGUAGUAAUCAAUUUGUGAACAUUUUUCAGGGGAGUAAAAACAAAGUUGAACCACAUUAAUUUUUUAUCUAAUCUUUUCCCUUUAAUGUUAACAAAAUUAAAUCUUUUUUCACUAAUUAAUUUAAUUUAAUUUAAUAAAAUCAAAGGAUAAAAUAAAAACCGAUAAAAGUUGGACUACUACUGUUUUUCCCCUGUAUUCUUCAUUGGGAAUAGAUAAAUAAGUAUGACUGAUAGACAGAUGUGGAUUACGAGAAUAAAAGUAUCUGACCCCAUGUGAGUGAUUUGUUUAUAUUUUUGUAUUUUUUCAUAUUCAUGCAGAAUUAUAUCAAAAAUUAUAAAAUAAUUUUUAAUAUUCUAAAAUUAUAGGAUCUACCUACCUAGUGUGUAUCAUUUGUAUAGUAUAAAAAUUAUAAUUUACAUUAAAAUUUCAUCAUAUACAUUGUUAUUUUAUAAGAAAAUGGUGAGAAAGGAUUCAUUUAAUAUUUAUAAUCCUAUGAUUAUGUUUCAUUUUAAAUUUAACACAUAAAUUGACUUACCUUUUAUAAAAAAAAAAUAUUUUAACUUUAGCUUGUCGACUUCAAAAAAGUAUGGAUUAUAAACAUAAUCUAAACUCUUUAUAAUAGUGGAUUUUAUUGUAUGGCUACAAUAUUUUGAAAACAAUUAAUAUGCUGACAUUAUAAAAAAUAUAUCAAUGAUAAUUUAAUAACAUUAUUUUAAUCAUUUCAGAAAGUUGACGAAUUAGUUGAAGCAUUUAAUGGCUAUAUUCAAAAAGAUUCUUUGAAGAAUUAUGAACAAAUUGAAAAAUUGUUCAUAAUGCUUACUAAUAUAGUAACUCGGUUAAAUGAUGAACAGUUAAGUAUUGGUAUUAAAAUGAUAUUAAAAGUUGCUUCUACUCAAACAGUUAGUGUCCGUCAAAAAGUUUUUCUCAAUAUGCUUCAAAAAUUAGUUAAAAAACAUGGCGUUUCAUCUAGGUAAAUAAAAUUUAAAUUAUUUAAAACUUAAGAUUGAAUGUUCUGUUAAAAAUAAUUGUUAAUAUUUUUUUUUUUUUUCUAGGUUGAUGUGUGAGUGUAUAAUUCAUUCUGAAUAUCUUGUCUAUACUAAUUCUGAAUUUUGGAUAGAAUGUUUUCAUAUAAUUAAAUCAAUAUUAGCAACAGUUGACUAUAAAGGAGUUAGAGAAAUAAUGAAGGUAAGAUUAAACUGAAAAUUAUGUUCAAUUUAUUUUGAAACUUUUUAAUCAAAUUUGUGUGUUAUAAUGUUUAGGGCUGUUUAGAAAAAGUUGUGGCAAUGCCAAAAGCAUUACCUGCUUCUAUAUUACCUCAGUUUCUUGCUCUCGAAGAAGUCAUUCGGUAUAUAUUUGAUAGAGAGGCUUGUCUUCUUCCUGGUUAUUUUGUAAUUAAUGAAAUACUCAGAGUAUACAGUGAAAAUAAAGGGUGGCCGCAUUGGGUAAACCUUAUUUUAUUUGUUUUUAAAUAUUGUUCAUAUGUGUCUUUCAUAUAGUUGAUUUUUUUUUUUUUUAUAUAGAAACUUGGUUGUUUAGUGUCUAAUUUUGUUGAGAGUUUUCGAAACGCUGCACAAAUGACAUCAAUGAUUGGCCAUUCUUCAAUGUUACCUGUUGUAGAACAUUCUGGUUAUGGUGACCACUUAAUCACUCCAUGGAAAUUAGAUUCAAAUACAUUAAAGUUGAUAUUAAAAGGAAAUAUACCAUAUCCUAAACAAUUGUUACAGCCACAGACAAAAUUAUUAAGAUAUGUACUUGAACAGCCUUACUCUAGGGAUAUGGUUUGCUCUAUGCUUAGUUUACAGAAAAUGGUACACAAUAAAGUUAUAUUUAUUAUUUUUAAACUAUCUUUUAUUCAUAAAUGUAUUUAUUUAUUCAUUAAUAUAUUUAUAUUAGAUUUAGCUAUUAUAAUAUUUCAUCCCAAUAUGAUUUAAUCAAUAUCUACAUUAUUUCUUUUCUUAUUCAGAAUAAACAAAGAUGUAUUGUUUUGGAAGAACAGUUAGUAGAAUUAAUCAUUAGAUCAAUGGAAAGAAGUGACAAAGAAGUGGCAGAAGGUGCAGACCCAGAAGAGAACCAUUGGCUUUGGUUACAUAUUUCAAGCCAAUUAAUUUAUUUUAUUCUAUUUCAAUUUGCUGUGUUUCCAAAUAUUGUUAAUGCUCUUCAUGAAAAAGUAUAAAAGGAUAAAUUUACUUAAAUAUAUACUUUUUAUUUACCUAUAAAUAUUUUUCUCAAACUUUAGCUGUUGAAAAAAGAUUUACACCGAUCAAGAGAUCGUUUAAUGUGGGUACUUUUGCAAUACAUAUCAGGAAGUAUUCAACGUAAUUCAGUUAGUAUUUAAAGUUUUAUUUUAAAAACAUUUUAAGUAUUAAAACAAAUUUAUACUUACAAUUUUAUUUAUUUUAUUAGCUCGAAAAUAUUUUGCCAGUAUUAAAAUUAUAUGACUUGUUGUAUCCUGAAAAAGAACCAUUACCUGUUCCUGACACCAGUAAUGCACUUUGUACACAUCAAAUGGCCAUUACUUGUAUUUGGAUUCAUUUAUUACGUAAAGCUCUUAUGGAUAACAUCAAAUUUCAUAGACCUAUACCAUUGGCUUUAAAAGCCCAUCAUGAGUAAGUAUUAAGUUAUGUAUUAUAAUUAAACUUUUAUUGAUAUAUUUUAAUUUUAUCAACAAAUUUUGUUCAGUUAUUUACAGAUGUUAGUACAACCUACAAAUGGUGCUUUGUGUAUGGGUACAGAUUACCGCGUGCCAUUAUUGUGCAAUGCAUAUUCCACAAAUAAUGAGUGUUUAUCACGUCCAAUGGCUGCUCUUGUUGAUGCCGUUUUAGGUAGUGGAAGUAACCGUGGUUUAUCUGGGGUAACUACCAAUACUCAGCAAUCUACUCAAUCUCCUGUAAUUACACCAGCUGUUGGAGGAACAUCUCCAGUAGCCUCAGUACCGGGUUCUGGCGGCACUACAAGUCCAAUCAGUGGGAAUGCUUCCUCUUCUAAUGCCAUGGGUCCCACUACACCACUUAGCAUGGCUGUUUUAGAUUCAUUGACAAUUCAUGCAAAAAUGAGUUUAAUCCAUAGCAUAGUUACUCAUGUACUUAAGUUAGCUCAGUCUAAAUCUAGUUCAGCACUAGCACCCGCACUUGCAGAAACAUACAGCAGACUUCUAGUUUACACAGAAAUAGAAUCGUUGGGAAUCAAAGGAUUUAUAAGUUAGUAAAUAAUCAAUAAGCUGAAAAUAAAUUCAUUGAUAUACUUACCACAUCUGACUUUAAACAUUAACAAUACUAAUAAAUUUAUUAAUUUUUUUUUUGUAAUAUAUAACUUCAAUUCAAUGUAUGAAAUUGGAUAUAUCAUAUAUUUAAAAUUUAAUUUAAAGAUUUGCAACCUCUAUUAAGUCAUAAUUUUGAAUAGCUUCAUAUUUAUAUUAUAUAUUUAUUGCAGGUCAAGUAUUACCUACUGUUUUUAAAUCUCAUGCCUGGGGAAUUCUUUACACAUUAUUAGAGAUGUUCAGUUAUAGAAUGCAUCAUAUUCAACCACACUACAGGGUUCAAUUGCUUUCUCAUUUGCAUAGUUUGGCAGCAGUACCUCAAACUAAUCAAACUCAGCUUCAUUUAUGGUAAUACUAUUCACUGGUUAUUAAAGUAAAUAUUUAUUUAAAUAUAUAAAUAUGUUUAUUGUUUAGUGUGGAAAGCACUGCAUUAAGACUGAUUACUGGUCUGGGUAGCAAUGAAGUACAGCCACAAUUAUCUCGAUUUUUGAGUGAACCUAAAACAUUGGUGUCAGCUGAAUGUGAAGAACUCAACCGUGCUCUUGUCUUAACAUUAGCCAGAUCUAUGCAUAUUACAGGUACAUCUGCUAGCCAAGAGGGGUCUUGGUGCAAAGAAUUGUUGACUACGAUAAUGGCUAAUACACCUCAUACUUGGGCUCCACAUACAAUGCAAUGUUUUCCUCCUGCACUUGCCGAUUUUUUUGUUCAUAACCCAAUCACUAAAGAAAAUAAACAACAACUAAAAGUAAAUCAAAAUAAAGUUUAAUUUUAACUUGAUUUCAAUUUGUAAAAUUAAUAUAUUUUUAGAAAGCAGUAGAAGAAGAGUAUCGAAAUUGGGCAUCAAUGACCAAUGAAAAUGACAUCAUUGCUCAUUUUUCUGUACCUACAGCUCAUCCGUUAUUCUUAUGUCUUCUAUGGAAAAUGAUAAUAGAGACUGAUAGAAUCAAUCCAAUUGCCUAUAAGUAUGUAUAAUGAAGUAAAUGUGCAUAUAGGUUUAUUUUUUCUUAUUCACUUUUUGCUUGGAUAUCGAAAUAUUGAAUAAAUCAAUAUUUUCCAAAAUUUUACAGAAUUUAUCAUAAUAAUUAUCUCCUAAAAUUAUGCUAGCUGUAAACAAAUUUAAAAAUUAGAGCUGAUACUACUGAUGAAUAUGCUACUGUUUUAGGUGGGAAGUUGGAAGCAAGAAUACCUUAAGUUAGUUGUUUAGUUGUCUCUGUAAGCAAUGAUAAACCAUUGAUAACAAAAUAAAAUUCUGAAGUAAAGUUAUACCUAUAUAUUUUUAAAUGGCAUAAUUUUUACAAUCAAUGAACAAAACUAUUAUACAAUACAAACAAAUUUCUUUUGAUCACUAAGUACAACAUAUAAUAAACCUUAUGUUAAAUUUUCAAGCAUUUUUAUUUAGUCAAAUAAUUUUAUCUAUUUAUAUUUAUAUUUCUAAUUUUAUAUAUUUAUCUAAUUUUAUCUACUAUGUAAAAACAAAAAAAAUGUACAAAAUGUUUUGAAAUUUUAUGCCUAGAAAAAAUUUCAGCUCUACAUUAAUUUCAACUAAUUUACAAUUUAAAAUCAAAAUAGAAAAUAACAAAACUUUUAAUGUCUUAAACUUUCAAAAUUUCCUAAUUUUCCUUUCCAAUUAAUAUGAAAACUGGUUGAAAAAUAAAAAACACUAGUUUCCUACUCACCAACUAGAUCCAAAAUGCAACAAAAAUGAUCUCUUUGUAUUUUUUGAUUAAAUUUUUAAAUAAACCUACCUAUAAAAUACAGGAAAUAAAACAGCUGGACCGUAAAAGUUGAAGAAUUAAAAUUCCUGAAUAAAAUAUAAGAAAAUAAUAUACAUGGAAUUGCAACAAAUUAAAAUUUAAGUUUAUGGAAUGUAAUUAUGAGAGAAAAAUUAACAAGAAACAUAAAUUUGCCGGAAUUAAAUAAUUGACCGUAAAAUGCUCGCAAUGUAAAUUUGUUUCAAUUCCAUGCAUAUUAUUUUCUAGUUAAUUACAGUACGAAAUGUGAGUUCACAAACUAAAUUUGCCUUUUUUUUUUUUGUUCAUUAGUUUUAAGUUCCAAACCGAUUACAGUCAAUGUGUUUAAAUUCUAUUGAUCGAUCCGCAACUAUUUUCCGCAUUUUAUAUUCUCUAAAUCUUUCUGUCAAUAUAUUUUAAUUUCUUAAAAUUUAGUAAUUCAGCAUAGUUAUAGUUCGUAGUUACAACAUUCCGGUUGUUUUAUUUCUAGUAUUUUUUAGCCUCCCAUUGUUUAAACUCGAAAAGUGCUCAAAAUUUACUAGUUUUGAUCAAGAUUAAACAAGAUUUCUAGUAGAAAAUAAUGAUUUUUAUUGCCAUAAAUUGUCCGUUUUUUUAAUAUGAUUUUUCCCUAAUUAUGAGAAUUACAAGGAAAAUAAAAUAAUACUUUCUUUUUUUUUAAUUAGUGUGAGAUUUUGUUGUUAUAAUGUAAACACAAUAAAUAAUUUAGCACACAUCAUAGUAAAACUAAUACAUUCCUUGUUCUGUUUAAUAACCUAUAUUUAAAAUGUCUUAAAUAGAUCAGUUUUAGUAUUAGUAUUAGAUUAGUAUCAGUUAAAAUACAUUUUGGUGUUGACAUUUUUGAUUUCUAUCAACCCAUUUAUGAUAUAUUCCUCUUUUAAGUUUAGAUAGGGGAAGGUAUUGUGGAGUAUCAUUGUGUGGCAUUAUGCCGCGGCUUAUAAAUACUACUCUACUCUCCCCCUACCAAUUUUUAUUUUACGCCUUUUUCUGGUUUUUCUCAGUUAUUGUAAAACUUGUGGAAAAUCAAAACAAGGAAAUAAUAAAAUAACUACAACUGAUUUUAAAAUUAUUUUUAGAAUAUUGGAGCGAAUUGGUGCCCGAGCUUUAUCAGCACAUCUACGUAAGUUUUGUGAUUAUUUGGUGUUUAAAUUUGCUGUGUCAGAGGAAGGUCAACAUGUCAACAAAUGUGUUGACGCUAUCAAUAGUAUGAUUUGGAAGUACAACAUUGUUACAAUUGACCGUCUUGUCUUAUGUCUCGUAUGUCUUACAAUUUUUUUCUAAUUAUAAUAUUUUAAAAUAAAUUCCGCAACUAAUGAUAAUAUAAUUUAAAACAAAUUCAUUAAACAAUGUGUAAAUUGUAGGCACUCCGUACACAAGAAGGCAGUGAAGCUCAAGUUUGUUUUUUCAUUAUACAGUUACUACUAUUCAAAGGUGCUGAGUUCAGAGCUCGAGUUUGUGAAUUUGUCAAAGAAAACUCGCCAGAACAUUGGAAACAAUCUAACUGGUAAUUUAAUUUGUAUAAGAACAAUAAAAGACUACCUAUUUUUAUUAGUUUCAAGUUUAAUAAUAUUUUUUAAAGGCAUGACAAACAUAUAGCGUUCCAUCGGAAAUAUCCUGAAAAAUUUGCUCCAGAAGGAAUUUUAGAUCCUACUUCAUAUCAGCCUUUGCCUGUUUAUUUUGGAAAUGUGUGUCUCAGAUUUUUGCCGGUAAUGUUUUAAAAAAAUGCAUAAUCAUUAUUUAGAAUUAACUUAAUUUUUGUUAAUUUUCAAUAAUUUAUAUUUAUAUUAUUAUUUAUUAUUUAACUCUUACAGGUUUUUGACAUUGUGAUUCAUAGAUACCUUGAAUUACCACCUGUAACCAAAUCAUUAGAAACUCUUUUAGAUCAUUUAGGAUGUUUGUAUAAAUUUCACGGUACUAUAUUGGUUUUGUUAUUAUUAAUUUAUCAUAAUGUGUAUAAAUAUACCCUGUUUCAAAAGAGAACAUAUCACUUUCGCAUCGCUGAACGAAAACUAGUCGCGAAAGCAAUAUGUUCUCUUUUGAAACAGGGUAUAUAUGUAUUUUUAAUUAAUUUAUUUAUUAUUUCUGUAGAUCGCCCAGUUACCUAUUUAUACAACACAUUGCAUUAUUAUGAAUCUAAAUUACGCGAUCGUCCAUUUUUAAAACGCAAACUAGUAUAUGCAGUACUAGGAUCCCUUUGUGAAACGCGUGGCUGUUGGACUCUGUCAGAAUCAUAUCAAAGGUAUUACAUUCAGAUACCAUCGUCUACAAAUGCCAACUCGAUGAUUCCUAACAAUGAUGUCUCGGUUACUCCUACGGCUCCAAUAUGGAUCCCUGAUCUGGAAUAUUAUGUAAUGCUGGUCAAACGAAUUACAGACAGUAUCCUUUUAUUUACAAAUAAUAACUUUACUCUUCAAUAUUAUUGUUUGUUGUUAAAUGUUUAUAUUUAAUAGUUAUGAGAAGAUAGAUCUUCCUUCAAAUUCUAUUGAGUGUUCUCAUCAUUUAACGAUAUAUUAUCACUGGUUCUUAAUUUUUAAACCAAUUUUAUCAAUUUUCCUUAACUUGUUUUUUAAAGCCAUGAGCGGAAAUGUUAAGUUUCCAAACAUUGAUUGGAGAUUUAACGAAUUCCCUAAUCCUGCCGUUUAUGCUCUUUAUAUGACGUGUGCAGAACUCAUGGCCUUACCUUUAUCUCCAGCUUCAGUAGCUAGUUCUAUACUCGAUGUAAUAAUGCAAAGGUAAUAAAAUAUUUUUAAUUUUAAAAUUUGGUAAAUGAUUGUUCUAAUGAUAUAAAUUUAUUAUAGGUACACAGAAAUUCCUUCCCACGAAAUACACAGUUGGAUAAACAGUAUUGGCCUUAUUAUGUCUGCAAUGCCAGAGCCAUUCUGGGUGACUUUGCAAGACCGUAUCAUGCAAAUGAUGCAAAGCCCUGGUUUGGUAACAUGGCAGUAUGCUCACACACCAUUCCAGUUAUUCAAUUUUGAUCUCGUUCAUGGAUGUAUGCUCGAUAACAGGUUUGUCUACAUGUUAGCAUUGGCACAUGCUACAUGGCAUCAUGCCGGUGUCGGUCACAUUGCCUCUAUACCACUGUAAGUAUUAGCUAAAAUAUUUUGGACUAUUAUCCAAAUAUUAUUUACUUAUUAACCAGAUUCUUAUUUGUAUAGAUUUGUUAAGGAAAAGCUUGGACCAUCUGUGUAUAGUGAGGAACAAUUUAUAUUUUUAUGUCACUUGGUUGCGCCAUUUCUGUCUCGUUAUAAUCUAGACAAGCCAUCACCAUCCAUAUUGGACAUAACUGUUGAAUUAUUCAACGCACUGGAAAGAAUGGAUAAACAUGUUCAGACUCUUCUUUACAUGGAUCCUAUCUGUGAUCUAUUGUAUCCUUUUAUUUGUAUGCAUUAAAUUGUUUAGAAACUAAAAUAUGUAUUUUUUAGUGAAUUUAUAUAAUUAUUACAUUGCUCCAUAAAUAAUUAUUGUUUAUGGAAACUUAAAUUUUUAAUUUCCUUAAUAAAAGUACUCAGAUAUCAUAUAAAAUAUCAAUAUGUAGGCAAUUUAAUGAAGUCUGAAGUGGAAGGGAUUGUAUGCCGUCUUAGAUUGCCUCUACAGAAAAAACUAAGAUUUAUCACACAACUAAGUUUAGCUGAAGUCGAGGCUAUGAAUCAACCGAGUGCGGAUCCUGCAGCAGUUGCAAUUAGUAAUAACACAAAUGGUUCCAGUCUUCAAAAUAAUAACGCUGCAAAUAUGUCACAGUAAUAUUUUUAUAAAUACAAAAAUACUGAUUGACUAAUUUGUAUUCUAUGCCAGUGUUAAUAAAAUUAAACUGAUAAAUUUAAAAAAUAUAUACAUGUAUUUUUUUUUAAAAUGAAAAUAGUUUUUAUAUAUUUAUUAUAAUUAUAUUUUCAUUUAUUUAUAUUAUGUUUUUUCUAAAUUUGCAUUUAUCUUUAUGACAUUAUUUUGUAUUAAACCAUAAUUUAUUUUUUUAUUAGAUUUAAUAAAAUACCAAAUUCAGAAAAAAAUAUUUAUAUAUAUAUAUAUUGAUUAUGUAUGAAAAUGAAGAAUGUCAAAGUAGAUUUGUUUGUUUUAAAAAAACCUAGUCUAGAAAUUCAGUAUAAACCAGUGAAAAUUGGAAUGUCCCAGUAAGUACUGUAUUGAUUAACAUAGUACAUCAGUUUGGUUCACCUAAUGUUUAGAGUAUUUUAUUUGUGAAUAGAUUAAGGUAGAAAAUGAAUAAACUGCAUAUUUAACAAACCAUACAUUUAUUAUUUAGUAAAAUUAACUUUAGUAACAAGACCAGCUGCUAUAGUAGUACCAUUAGACCUUAACAUCACUCUACCUAACUGUCUGAUGUCCGAAUAUACCUCAACACAAAUUGGUCUUGAUAAUUGUAUUUUGAUUAGAGCAUGUGUAUUUUUCUUAAUUAUGCGAGGAUUUUUUUUAAUCAUUUCUCCAGUACUUUUAUUUAGUUCUGCUAACAGUCUACUGACAACCGCUGAUUCUGAUGAACUUUGGUAGUGCAAUACAACUUGAUGUCCACGGACAAUAGGGAAGUCUACAUUAAAUACAACUACCCUAGCUUCUAAUACCGAUGUUACUGGUAUUGGAGAUGAAAUAUCACACAAAACACAACCAGAAUAUAUAGUUUGUGCAUCAUAUCCAUUAAGUGAAAUGCUAAUGAAAUCACCGGCUAAUCCAAUAGAUUGUGGCAACUCAUCUAUUUCAAUACCUGUAUAUUAAAUUGAACAUUUGUUUUGAAACAUUUAUUUUUAAAUAACUGGAAAGCAUAACUCUCACUUUUAAUUUGUGCAAUUUCUCCUUGUGGUUCCACAAGAACUUUAUCGCCAACUCUUAACUGACCUGUUUCGACUCUUCCUACAAUUGAAAAUCCUGACCCUGUACUUUUAUAAACAUCACUUACACAUAAUCUCAAGGGUUUAGAAAUUGCACGCUCUGGUGGUUUAAAUGAAUCUAAAGGUUAAUAUAUAUUAUUUCAUCAGUUCUUUAGAAAUAUCUGUUUAGUUUGAACAUAGGAAUUUUUUUGACAUACCAAUAACGUCCAUUAGACAAGGACCGUUAUACCAAUGAGUUAGUAAUGAUUCAUUUGCUUUUAUAGCUAAAUUUUCACCAUUUAACCCAGAACAUGGUAUAAAAGUGACAUCAGAUUCUUUAUAACCAGCUUGUUUUAAAAAUAGUCCAAGUUUUGAUUUAAUUUCCUCAAAUCGAAUUUCUGACCAAUUAACAGUAUCCAUUUUAUUCACGGCUACUCCAAGUUGAGUAAUUCCUGGGACAAAAAUAAUUAAAUUAUAUAAUAAUUAUACUUUCAUAAUCAGUUAAAUUAUUCAUAGAUUAUUUACCCAGAGAUCGUAUUAAAAGUGCAUGCUCCCGGGUCUGUCCUCCACUGUCGAAUCCAGUUUCAAACUCUCCUUUAGUUGCAUCUACAACUAAAAUAGUUGCAUCAGCCUGAGAAGCACCUAAAACCAACAUUCAAACAUAAUCUUGUUUAGACUUCAAUUUAUAUAAGAAUAUUGAAUAGUAGUAGUUUUCUACAAAAGAAAGUACCUGUUUUUCUAUUAGCAACAAGGGUAACAAGAUAACAGGUAUGCAAGUUUAUUUAUUUAAAACAUUUUUUUUUCUCUAGCCAUUUAUUUCUUUCCUUACACUUUUUUUUUAUUUGUUUAUCACACCCUUUUCCAUAGAAACAUGAAUUUAAUUUAUAUAUUAAAAAUUUGAGCAAAAUCUGGUUACAAAAUGGUCUAAAUAAUUCAUCUAAUAUACAUAAUUGAGUCAGAUUUAGUGAGCAAAACUACC